UAAUAAUUGAAUAGGCAAAUUCAAAAACUGACAUAAUAAUAACGUUGUGAAAUAAUAUAAACAUGUUUCUUUGAAUACAUUGUGUGUCUUAAUAAUGCAGAUCAAAUAAAUAGACUUAAGAAAUUAUAAUUCUAAAAUAUUUUUAUUCAAAUGAGAAUAAAAUAAUAAUGAAUUUUGAUAAAAAAGAAAUAGAAAAAAAAUAUCAAGCAAAUGAAUCGUUAAAUGAAAAAGCAUUGGAAGAUAAUAACAAUAUUCUUGAGAACAUAACAAAUAAAUCUGAAAUUUCAACAGCUCAAGAUAAAAAAGAUACUUCUGCCGAACAAAAGGAUGAAAAUGAUCUCCAAAUAGCUAAGAUAAAUCUAAAUGUGGCUGUCCCAGGUUGUACAGAUGAAUCACUACAUAUUCAUCCCGAUAAAUCACUGACCAGUCAAUUAUCUUCACCAACAUAUUCAUCAUUAACAUUAAAAACAAAAAAUAAUAAUUUCAAUCAGUUAUUUAAAUGUGUUAAAAACUUAUUCGAGAGUGAACGAAUUAGAAAAGAAUCUGUUAUAGAAAUAGAAAAGGCAAUUAUAGAUAAAACGAAAUCAUACGAUGUGCAGUCGAAAGACGUUAUUUGUGGAAAAUGUAAGAAAAUGUAUUGUAAGAAGAAUGCUGUGAUAGAGGAGACGAUCAGAGCAUUUCAGUUCAAGACAUCUUUGAAUGAUAAAGUCUUCCGUUAUUCACUUUACGUAUGUGAUAUCUGUUACGAAAUAUUACAAGAAAUAGAAAUUAAUUAUCAUAUUGCCAAACAUGUGCAAAAAGACGAAGUGCUUUGUCCACAUUGCAACGUCCUCCCUGAAGACAUUGAACUGCGAAUAUAUGAUUCGGAUAUGGUUAUACCUUCUUUACACAAAAGUAUUACAGAAUCAAUUAAUUGCAAAUUAUGUGAUAAAUUUCUCUUCAAAACGAAGUAUUUUAUACAGGCAUCUAUGGACGAAAAAUUAAUAACAGUAUUUGAACGAAAUGGAGAAAUUCUAAGAGAGCUGCGUUAUUAUAUUUGUUACAUAUGUGGAAAAUUUUUACGAAAUCAAAAGAGUAUGGUAAAACACUUAUUGCAUGUCGAAGAAAAAAACGAGUUAUGUGCAAAAUGUAAAGAAACUAAAAUCAAAUCGACAUCUGAGGCAUUAAAAAAUAAAGAUGUAAAUGUUAUUUCAAUUAAAGAAUAAAUUUCUAAAUAAA
This is a messenger RNA of Centruroides sculpturatus (bark scorpion), 1218 nucleotides long. RefSeq lists its product as uncharacterized. Bases 168 to 1205 code for a protein of 345 amino acids. The record is from RefSeq and is a predicted model, not a curated record. The transcript has 3 exons. NCBI's taxonomy places the organism in Eukaryota, Metazoa, Arthropoda, Arachnida, Scorpiones, Buthidae.